This is a messenger RNA of Dromiciops gliroides (monito del monte), 1764 nucleotides long. RefSeq names its product CLOCK interacting pacemaker (gene CIPC). NCBI's taxonomy places the organism in Eukaryota, Metazoa, Chordata, Mammalia, Microbiotheria, Microbiotheriidae. Gene Ontology annotation, biological process: negative regulation of DNA-templated transcription; negative regulation of circadian rhythm. The transcript is spliced from 4 exons. The record is from RefSeq and is a predicted model, not a curated record. Gene Ontology annotation, cellular component: nucleus. Bases 182 to 1387 code for a protein of 401 amino acids.
GGGGAAACUCUCGACCAAGAUUACGACAGCGACGAUGACGGGGGUUGUCAUGGUGCCUUGGGGUCUGUCUCGCGCAUGCGCCACCUGACAGGCUGUGUUUGGUUCUGGAGUAGCGACCCCUGCCCCAGGGUUGACCAGAUGGAAAGAGUGUUGAUGAAUCUGCUUCCCACACAGUGAGAGUAUGGAGAGAAAAGACCCACCCAGAAGCAGCCCAAGAAGGCUAUUGGCUAAACUUGGCAGAGUAAUGGAGAGGAAACAAAUGGCUCAUCACUUCAGCAUGGCAGCUGCCGAGUCAGAUAAGGACUCUGGAUUUUCAGAUGGAAGCUCAGAGUGCUUAAGCUCUGCAGAGCAAAUGGACUCAGAGGAUAUGCUGAACACCUUAGGCUGGCAUGGAGAAGAUGGGCCCCGACAGAACUCUGGAAUAGCAAGCAAUUCUUUUCCAGCUCUGUCUUCCAUGGUUGUUAUGAAAAAUGUAUUGGUCAAACAGGGCAGAAAUUCAUCCAAUCUCCAGUCUUGGACUGUCCAGCCCUCCUUUGAAGUGAUUUCAGCUCAGCCACAGCUAGUAUUCCUUCAUCCAUCUGUGCCGCCUCCUGUCAGUCCAUACCCUACUGGCGAGAAGAAAAAUGACUCCAGAAACUACUUGCCUAUUCUAAACUCUUACACCAAAAUAGCUCCGCAUCCAGGCAAGAGGGGCCUUGCCCUCAGUCCAGAGGAAAGAGGAGAAACGGGUACGCAGAAACGAAUCUGCACAGAGAGACAUAGGACAAGCUUGUCUUCCACUGGGCCAACCAAGACUAAUAUUUUGCCAUCUAACCCUCCUACCCCCGUGCCACAAAACACAAAACUUGCCCAGGACUCAGUUCAGCAGAGUUUGUCAUCUUUAGUGGCAAGUAGAAGUCUACAGACUAUUCCUGAUAGUCCAGUGGCGUCUAGUAGCCAUAUGGCUAAAGCUUCCAAUUUGACCUUUGCUUCCCCUGCUAGCCCCCUUGGCUCAUCUGAUAGCACUUUGCAUGGGUUAGAGGGCUCCCUGCCACUUCCAGCAUCAUCAGCUCCUUAUGGUCCACCUGGAAUAGGAGACCAGCUCUGCCACCCUCCAGAAACCUUUCUUGAGCAACGGCAGAGCAAGCAUCGGCGCUUCCGGAACACCCUGGUGAUCUUGCACAGGUCUGGGCUGUUGGAGAUCACUUUGAAAACCAAGGAGUUAAUUCGUCAGAAUCAGGCAACUCAGGUUGAACUGGAUCGGUUGAAAGAGCAAACCCAGCUCUUGAUGGAGGCCACAAAGGGCAAUGCUCCUCAGGCUUGGGCCAAAUUACAAGCAUCUUUAACAUCUGUGUCCAGUCCAACUGGAAGUCACUUUGAGGCAUUAUCUGCUCAUACAAAUAUAUAACAGAGGAGGCAUAUUUUGCCAUCAUUUGAGUGGUUCAGUACUUCUUACUGAUACUUGCUUCUGUCCCCCAGAGCUUCUGGAGAAGCUUUAUUUUUGUUUUAUAGUUUAAGAAGAUGCUUAAAGGUUCACUUGUGAGAGCACCUACCAUGAACUGGCCCUUGUUGCUAACCUGAUCACCAUGCUCAUAUUAUGUCACACUUCAACAGGAACCUCAGGUUGGGGCUGUCCCUGAACCCUACAUGAAUUGAGUGGUAGGAAUAAGAGACACAUGCAGUGGAGAUGGGAUUCUGAGCUCUCCUAGCAAUUACCCACUCAUUUUACUCAUGAAUCAGGCCUACAGAUGUAUAGGCAUAGGGAAACACACACACACACACACA